GUCCUGGGGGGGAGGGGCUGGGGUGAGAUAACUAUCAAGAAGGGCUCUAACAGCCCACCCACCACCGAACCUCAUUCGUUUGAUUUAGAGGGGCAACUUUAGGACAGCGCCUAGAGACCCCCCCUCCGGGUUCGGGUAGAUCCGAAUUCAAGUUCUACCUUCCUGGCCCCGUGACCUUGGGCAAGUCACUCCCCUCUCGGCACCCGUAGGCAGCUCUCUGAUGACGAGCAGCACCGCAAAUACACGUCAGUACCGGGACGCCCCGGCGCUGGUGAAAGCUACAUCCGCUCCGCCGGGAUCAUAAAGCUAAUCCUUUUCGUGGUUUCCGCUCCGAUAGCCGCGCGGUCACGCCCCGCCCCUCGGGGGGCGGGGGGCGCGAUGGGUAGGGCCCUUUAUAAGGCCAAUUCAUUACUUCCGCCAUCGGCCCGCCUGCAGGGCCCUCCUAGGUCUGCGCAUGCGCUUGGAGCGCGCGGUGGCGGGGAGCAGGAGGCGGAGAAGUCAAAGCCGCUGGCGAGAGAGAGAGUGAGGAGGAGUGGUUCCUAACGGAAAACAGAAGGCCGGGGGGAAAGCAGAGGGGAAGUUAUCACUGAUGGAAAAGGGGAACGUGGAGUUGAAGAUGCCCCCAGACAAGGCCUCAUCUUCUCGAUUGCCUGUUCGAGGCCUUGGUACAAAGAGAAGACUAGAUAAAGAGAAUGCUCCUGAGCCUGAGAAGAAGCGGAUGCGAGGUCCUGGAACAGCAGUGACUUUCGCCAUCUCUCGUCCCAGGGUCUCCACUGUGGCAGCCACUAUGCCCAGGGCAAAAAAACAGGAAGCAGCCCAGAAGGCUCCCCUGAAAACAGGACCUUGGCAUCCUACAGCCACCACCACAGAUGCGAAGAGUCGGAAGCCAAUCUCUGCCAUCUCUGCACCAAAACCUGUAUCAGGAGCGUCCCCUACAACAGCAAGGAAAGGAUCUAGCAAGCGUCCAGCCUGGGAUGUGAAGGGACAGCUGUGCGACUUACGGAAGGAGUUCAGUGCCUGCCAGGUACAGACCGAAGUUCUAACCAGGGAGAAUCGGGAACUAAGGAGCCAGUUUGGGCAAGCCGAGCAGCAAGCCAAAACCUUGGAGGCUGAGAACAAGGUGCUGACUGAGGAGCUGACUGAGGCUCGGGCCCAAGGUAAGCAAGACCAGCUGGAGCUGGGGAAGUUGCGUGCCCGGGUCCAGGAGCUGGAGGAACUUACGCAUACUCAGAAACACCUAGUUCAGUCAAUGCAAGAAGAGCGGUUACAGUUGCAAGGAGAGCGAAGGGACCUGGCUGCCCGGCUAGAGGUACAGGAGGCACAACUCCAAGAAUCAAUGGCAGCCCUGGCCAAGAGCCAGGCAGAGAUCACUGCCCAGGCAGCCUUGUUGGUUGAGAGGACAGAGCAUCUUCACGGUCUUGAGAUGGAGCGGCGUUAUCUUCACAACCAGCUGCAAGAGCUCAAGGGUAACAUCCGGGUCUUUUGCCGAGUCCGCCCUGCCCUGCCUGGAGAACCCACACCACCUCCUGGCCUCAUCCUUUUUCCUCCUGGGCCUAAUGGGGUCUCUGAGCCUUCCACCAGACUCAGCCUUACCCGGCCAACUGAUGAUCGGUGUAGCAUCCUAGGAGGACUUCCAGGUCCUCCUGUCCGCUAUGACUUCUCCUUCGACCGAGUGUUCCUACCAGGGAGUAAACAAAAUGAGGUGUUUGAAGAAGUCUCCCUGCUUGUGCAGUCAGCCCUGGAUGGUUACCCUGUGUGCAUCUUUGCCUAUGGCCAGACAGGCAGUGGCAAGACAUUCACGAUGGAAGGAGGGCCAGGGGGAGACCCUCAAGUUGAGGGGCUCAUCCCUCGAGCUGUAAGGCAUCUGUUUUCAGUAGCCCGGAAGCUGGAGGCCCAAGGCUGGAGCUACACCUUUGUGGCUAGCUAUGUGGAGAUUUACAAUGAAACCAUCAGGGACCUGUUGGCCUGUGUGGGUGGGGCCCAAAAGGGCCAGGGGGCCGAGUAUGAGAUUCGACUGGCUGGCCCUGGAAGUAAGGAGCUUAUUGUCACCAAUGCCCGAUAUGUCCCCGUUUCCUGCGAAGAGGAGGUGGAGUCCCUGCUCCAUCUGGCUCGUCAGAAUCGGGCAGUGGCUCGAACAACACAAAAUGAACAGUCAUCACGAAGCCACAGUGUGUUCCAGCUGCAGAUUUCAGGGAAGCACGUGGGGCAGAACUUACACUGUGCAGCCCCUCUCAACCUAGUAGACCUGGCUGGGAGUGAAAGACUGGACUCUGGCUUGUCCACUGGCCCUGGAGAUCGAGAACGACUGAAGGAGACCCAGGCCAUCAACAGCAGCCUCUCUACUCUGGGCCUUGUCAUCAUGGCCCUGAGCAAUAAGGAGUCACAUGUGCCAUACCGGAACAGCAAGCUCACAUACCUGCUGCAGAAUUCUCUAAGGGGCAGUGCCAAAAUGCUUAUGUUUGUGAAUAUCUCCCCAUUGGAAGAAAACUUCUCAGAGUCCCUCAACUCUCUGCGGUUUGCCUCCAAGGUAAACCAGUGUGUUAUUGGCACUGCUCGAGCCAACAAGAAAUAGAAGGGCCAGUCUUUGUGUCCUGUGUCCUGUGUCUGUGCUUUUUACGUGUGUGUCAGAGGCGAUACUUGUGAUUAAUUACAGCGGCAACUGGGUUUAUGUAACUAGGUUAAUAUAGCCAUAAGUGACAAAAUAAAGGUACCCCGGCACGUGCCGGCAGUGGUUUUAUGUGCCCGUU
Messenger RNA from Trichosurus vulpecula (common brushtail), 2747 nucleotides. RefSeq names its product kinesin family member C1 (gene KIFC1). Bases 590 to 2572 code for a protein of 660 amino acids. The record is from RefSeq and is a predicted model, not a curated record. Gene Ontology annotation, biological process: microtubule-based movement. Gene Ontology annotation, molecular function: microtubule binding; ATP binding; microtubule motor activity. The transcript is spliced from 11 exons. Lineage: Eukaryota; Metazoa; Chordata; Mammalia; Diprotodontia; Phalangeridae.